AUAUACGCCUCAAAGGAAUUCCAUUACAGGAUGAGAGAGCCCGAAGAGUCAGAGUAUGCCGAGUGUUAUGAAGACAUUAAAACCAACUGUCGACGACUUAUAAUCCUGUCUGAAAUUUAUCGGGUCGGUUUUUAUCAAGGACAAUGUGGCAAACACAUCACUAUAGACGAAAAUAAAGUGUUUGCUGUGCCACAACUGCAUCAAGCUGUAUUUGAAGGCAACAUUGAAGAUACUCAGUGUCUGAUUAAAGACGGACAAGACCCAAAUCAGAAGCUGCUUGAUGGACCUAGGUUUUUUCGUUGCGUUGAAGAUGGACAGAAAGCGUUGUAUGGUUAUUUCGAAGGAACCACUCCUCUGAUGAUAGCGAGUCAGAAUGGACAUCUCAAACUGGUGAAAUUUCUUCGCUCUCAGGGUGCUGUGAUAUCUAAAACUGACAGUCUGGGCUUCAAUGCCUUUUUACUGGCUUGUGGGGCAAAUCAGCUUGAUGUAUGUCGCUACCUGCUCAGUCAUGGUGCGUCUUUGGAAUUCCGAGAUGAGCUGAAUGGUAUGACGCCUCUUUUGAUAGCGUGUAGAGCGGGAAACGAAGCUGUGGCGAGAUGGUUGAUUGACAGAGGAGCCAAUGUGCAUGCCUGUGACUAUUCUGGAAGAGGUACAUUGCAUUUUGCUGCAUGGAACUACAGUAUUUCUCUCAUACAAUUACUCGUGUCAAAAUCAGUGAAAAUAAAUGGAAAAGAUCGGGACGGAAACACACCCCUUCAUUUGAUGCUGUCUAACACAUCACUGGAAUCAACGGCUCUGGAAGAAGUAUUUGUCCAGAAUAAGGAGGUGGAAACUGUUGAACACAUAUUGAAAAAGAUGAACAAAUUAAAAGAUGUCAAUAUUAUAGUUGACUUUGGACUGACCACCCGGAGAGGAAAAGCUGACCUGUUGAAUAAAUCUAGUGAGAAAUGGAAAUCUCUUUCGGAGUUCAUUAAAAUUGGAGCUGAUUCGAGUAUCAAAAACCGAGACGGUCAGACGCCACUACAUGUCCUCUUACAAUGUCUUCCAGAAACGUUCAUUUCUAAAGGACGAGUUGUUGUCUUCGAACCGAACCGAAAUCAGGAGCUGCUAGUACAGCUUCUUAUUCUUCUGAAACUGGGGGUGGAUCCAGAGGUGAAGCUUGGGGAUGGGAGAACAACUAUCGAAUUGUGCCAAUCGAAGAAAAAUGCACUAGCUAUACGUAUUUUGAAACGGUAUCAAAAUAUCGUAAACGAUACGAAUGCGAACAAUCCUGUUGUAGAUCAAACAAUGGCUAAUUCCCGUCAGAAAUAUCUCCAAAAGCUUAAACAAGUAGAAAACGAGAUUGAGAUGCUAUCAGAUAUGGUUAUCGAGCCUUUACGCCAACGUUCUUUUUAUGAAAUUGUGUAUGAUAAUUGCAUAGCCCUAUAUCGUUAUGUGGACAGCAUUGUCAUUGGUUGAAGACCGAGUUAUCUCUCAUGUAUUGUUAAUUUGAAAACAACACAAAAUUUUAUUAAGAAAUGAAGAUUUCAAGGACAUAUGCAACUACCAAGUUUUUACGAUUAUCAACAAUAAUUUUAUUCAGUACAUGUAAGAAAUCAACUUUGAAUUUUACAGAUGUACUGCAUUUUAACGUCUAAUCAACAAAGCUUAAAGCCAUUACUCAAAGGGCACGAAAACUAACAUUUAAGCAGGAGAGUUAUAAGCUCAUUGUUAAAAUACGAACAAUUCGUUUGGGACGCCACAGCUGCCUUAUGUGAUGGGUCUUCUUAAUUAUAAGGUGGUUUUGCAUCAUAUGCUAUGGGUACUUCAAUAUGAUGAGGUCCUUCCGCAUUAUAUGCUGUGGGUAAUUCAUUAUCUUUCGAUGAUUUUGCAUAACACAUGUAUGCUGUGAAUAUUUCAUCUUAGUUAGUUUCGAAUUCUAAUUGGUUUAAUUGGUUUUGCAUUAUGUACUGUGGGUAUUUCAUUAUGAUGAGGUGGUUUUGCGUUGUAUGCUGUGGAUACUUCAUUACGAUAAGGUGGUUUUGCGAUACUUCAUUAUAUGUUGUGCUUUUUUCAUUAUGAUGAGGUGAUCACUCGGAAAACUUCUCAAACACCUGUUUUCACGUACUCGGAGCAUGGAGGACUGACUAUUGCGGCAUCGUUUCAUUUUAAAAAUAAUUCAAAACAUUAUUACUUGUAAAAUCCUGUAUUUAAAGUGUGUUAGCUAUUAAUAUACAUGUUAUACUCUAAAUUACAUGUUCUGAUAUAAUCUCCCUUGUAGAGUUGUCGUUUGUUCCUCUCUCAGACACCUCUGCAAUGGGCUCGAGUCAAGAUUUUUGACAAAGAGUAAAAACAUGAUAUUCCAAGGAUUAUUCCAAAUUAAACUAAUAGUUCUAGAUCUAUUAAAUAAAUACCCACCUUAAAGGACACUCAUUAGCGUAGGUAUUUAAUGAUAAUGAAUAAAAACAAUUUCUCAUGCUUUUUACAUUGAAAUACGCGAGCGAACUAAGAUGUCAAUGAAUAAGCCGAUGGUACAGAAUGAUAGCAAUAUUUAAGGACUCUUUUUCUUUUAUACCUGAGAGUAGUAGAUUACAGAUGGAGGGGAUUCCAAACGCACUUAAAAGGAAAUCUCCCCCAGAAAUUAUUUGAGCAGCAAUAAAAAUGAAAAACAGAAAAUAAUGAUACAUGUAAUAAUAAAAUAGAAUGAGUUCGACACACUGGAUUCGCCUUAGAAUGUGCAAGCAGACUAUAAACUAAAAUAAUGACCCACGGCAUGUAAAACAUGUAAAACCAUGUCUUCAUAAUGAAAUACCCAUAGCCUAUUAUGCUAAACAAACUCGUCAUAAUUGAGUAUCCGCAACAUAUAAAUGUAAAAUCACCUCAUCAUAAUAAAGUACCCACAGUAUAUAAUGCACCACCUCAUCAUAGUGAAGUCUUCACAGCAUAUUAAACAAAACCACCUGAUCACAAUGAAAUACCGACAGCAUAUAAUGCAAAACCACCUCAUCAUAAUAAAGUACCCACAACAUAUAAUGUACUAUGACCUCAUCAUAUUGAAAUACCCAGAACAUAUACUGCAAAAUCACCUCAUCAAAAUACCCACUGCAUACAAUGUUAACCCACCUCAUCCUUAUAAAAUACCCAGCACAUAUAAUGCAAAAUCACAUCAUCAUAAUGGAGACUUAGCACAUAAGGCAGCUGUGGCGUUCCAUAAAUUUGUCUGCUAAACAUAAAGCAGUGAAGGAGAGUUUUAAAAAAAAUGUUUAAAAUAUUCAGGUUUUGGCACUUAAGGCAUCUGGGGAUGGCGUAGCUUGUAAUUCAUAAUUUUUGUUCCUCUACCGCAGUCCAAAUUAACUAAAGUACAUGCAAUAUUUUUUUACAUUGAUUCACUAGUUGCAAAAAAGAAGGUAAACAGAUUUAAACGUUUUUGAACGUCACUUGAAGAACUGCAACGGAAGAGAAUGGAUAGUAGUCGGUCAAUUGAGUGACUCCUGUGAACUUAAAAGAUACAAAAAUGCUAUCAAAUAUCAUUGUACUCUGUGCCUUUGUUUUAUGCAUGACUUUGUAUAUUUUGCAUUUUUUCUUGGACAGUUUUUCAGCUUCCAACAAUGGCUGAUAAGUCUUUAUCUUCAACUCUUGUAAGCAUUAUAAUUAUGCAAACAGUUUGACUGCUAGAUGUCCAUGAGUAAAGAAGAUUUCAUAAGAUACAAUGUAUUUUCAAUUUAGGACUAACUUAGCUCUAUCCUGAACCCUGAACCAAGAGACCAUGAAUUCUAUAAUUUUUGUGAAGGGAUCAUUGCUUACUAGUAUUAUAAUUAUGCCAACAGAUUUACUGCUUAAAGUCCAGGAGUUAAGAACAUUUUUAAAGAUGGCUUGAAUCUUGGUGGUUUAACUCAAGAACAUCUUGCAGGAUACUAUAUUUGCAUGAUUAUAAUUAGUACUCAGUCUUUUACAAAAAAAAAAAAACUGUAAAAUUCAUGUCUCCCGGAUCUUAGGAUCAGGGUGAGGCAAAAUGAAUUUCUUAUACCGUAUACCUUAUUUUUUAAAAUUCUUAACGACUAGGUUUUUUUCCCCAGCAAAAACGAAAAGCGAAAAAUUUAGUAUACCGAAAGUGUACCAAAAUGUUAUGAGUCUUUUUGACGACAAUUAAGAAAAGUGUUCUUAAUGAAAUGAUCAUGACGGAUUCAUUUUUUUUUUUUAAAGAUUUUUGCUC
Saccostrea echinata is the source of this 4192-nucleotide messenger RNA. RefSeq names its product ankyrin repeat and protein kinase domain-containing protein 1-like. Gene Ontology annotation, molecular function: protein binding. Bases 31 to 1458 code for a protein of 475 amino acids. The record is from RefSeq and is a predicted model, not a curated record. The transcript has 3 exons. NCBI's taxonomy places the organism in Eukaryota, Metazoa, Mollusca, Bivalvia, Ostreida, Ostreidae.